Geosmithia morbida is the source of this 1482-nucleotide messenger RNA. Its product is annotated as hexokinase. Gene Ontology annotation, cellular component: cytosol; mitochondrion. The transcript has 6 exons. The record is from RefSeq and is a predicted model, not a curated record. The coding region runs from base 1 to 1482 and encodes 493 amino acids. NCBI's taxonomy places the organism in Eukaryota, Fungi, Ascomycota, Sordariomycetes, Hypocreales, Bionectriaceae. Gene Ontology annotation, biological process: glycolytic process; intracellular glucose homeostasis; glucose 6-phosphate metabolic process. Gene Ontology annotation, molecular function: fructokinase activity; ATP binding; D-glucose binding.
AUGGUUCAUCUCGGGCCUCGUACGCCUCCCACGAGGAAGGAGGCAACAGGCUCCAAGGCGGAUAUCCCCAAGGGCCUCCUGGAGCAGAUUAGGCAUCUGGAGGACCUAUUCACCAUCGAUACCCAGAAGCUCAAGGUCAUCACGGACCACUUUAUCUCUGAGCUUGCCAAGGGUCUGAGUGUUGAGGGUGGAAGUAUCCCCAUGAACCCUACCUGGGUCAUGUCCUUCCCCGAUGGAUAUGAGACGGGCACAUUCCUUGCUCUCGACAUGGGCGGCACCAACCUGCGCGUCUGCCAGAUCACCCUCACGGACCAAAAGUCCGAGUUCGACAUCAUCCAGUCCAAGUACCGCAUGCCCGAGGAGCUCAAGACGGGCUUGAGCGACGAGCUGUGGGGGUACAUUGCCGACUGUCUCUACCAGUUUCUCGAGACUCACCACGGCGACUGCAACAAGAUUGAUACUAUCCCCCUGGGCUUCACUUUCUCCUACCCCGCCACCCAGAACUACAUCGACGAGGGCAUCCUCCAGCGCUGGACCAAGGGCUUCGACAUUGCCAACGUUGAGGGCCACAAUGUCGUUCCCAUGUUUGAGGCUGCUCUGAAGAAGAGGGGCGUUCCUAUUCGCCUAACUGCUCUGAUUAAUGACACCACGGGCACCAUGAUCGCCUCGGCCUACACCGACCCCAAGGUCAAGCUCGGCUGCAUCUUCGGCACGGGCUGCAACGCCGCCUACAUGGAGGACAUUGGCUCCAUCCCCAAGCUGGCCCACCUGAACCUGCCCGCUGACACUCCCAUGGCCAUCAACUGCGAGUGGGGUGCCUUUGACAACGAGCACAAGGUGCUGCCGCGCACAGACUACGACAUCGCCAUUGACCGCGACUCGCCCCGACCUGGCCAGCAGGCCUUUGAGAAGAUGAUUUCCGGUCUCUACCUCGGCGAGAUCUUCCGUCUCGUUCUACUGGACCUUCACGACAACCACCACAUCUUUGAGGGCCAGGACGUGUCAGCACUCCGCAAGGCUUACAGCCUCGACGCAUCCUUCCUCUCCGCCAUUGAGGAAGACCCCUUUGAGAAUCUCCAGGAGACGUACGACAUCUUCUCGGGCCGCCUCAGCAUUGUAUGCACGUGCCACGAGCUCGAGCUGAUCCGCCGCCUGGCCGAGCUUAUCGGAACACGUGCCGCCCGCCUCUCGGCGUGCGGUGUCGCCGCUGUCUGCAAGAAGAAGGACUACAAGGAGUGUCACGUCGGCGCCGAUGGAUCCGUCUUCAACAAGUACCCUCACUUCAAGGCCCGCGGGGCCCAGGCCCUGCGCGAGAUCCUUGACUGGCCCGAGAAGAAGAACGCUAAGGCGGAGGACCCCGUAGAGAUCCUGGCGGCCGAGGAUGGUAGCGGUGUCGGUGCGGCCCUGAUUGCGGCCCUGACGCUCAAGCGUGUCAAGGAGGGCAACCUCGCUGGUAUCCUCCACCCGGAGAACUUCAAAUAG